AUGGCGGCGCUCAGCGCGGGACGGGCGGCCGCCGGGGGUCUCCUGCGCGCCCAGAGCCUCGGGGCGUGGAGGGGCCUGCGUGCCUCCGCCGCCCUCCAGCAGAUCCCGCGGGCCAAGUCAGAAAAUGCGAAGUCUGAGAGCACGUUCCAGGUCACCAUGCUGCCGGGAGACGGGGUGGGCCCGGAGCUCAUGCACGCCGUCAAGGAGGUGUUCAAGGCUGCCAGCGUGCCGGUGGUCUUCGAUGAGCACCACCUGAGCGAGGUGCAGAACAUGGCGUCGGAAGAAAAACUGGAUCAGGUGGUUGACUCUAUGAAGGAAAGUAAAGUCGCCCUUAUAGGCAAGAUCCACACCCCCAUGGAGUACAAGGGAGAGCUGGCUUCUUACGACAUGAGGCUCAGGCGCAAAUUAGACUUGUUUGCAAAUGUCGUCCAUGUGAAGAGCUUACCGGGCUAUAAAACACGCCACAACAACUUGGACCUCGUGAUCAUUCGUGAGCAGACAGAGGGGGAGUACAGCUCUCUGGAACAUGAGAGUGCAAAGGGAGUCAUCGAGUGCCUGAAGAUCAUCACCCGGGCCAAGUCGCAGCGCAUUGCCAAGUUCGCCUUUGACUACGCCACCAAAAAAGGGCGCUCUAAGGUCACGGCUGUGCACAAAGCCAACAUCAUGAAAUUAGGCGAUGGGCUCUUCCUGCAGUGCUGUGAAGAAGUGGCAGAGCUGUACCCCAAGAUCAAAUUUGACACCAUGAUCAUUGACAACUGCUGCAUGCAGCUGGUGCAGAACCCCUACCAGUUCGACGUCCUGGUCAUGCCGAACCUCUACGGGAACAUCAUCGAUAACCUGGCAGCCGGCUUGGUGGGCGGAGCUGGCGUGGUUCCCGGGGAGAGCUACAGCGCCGAGUACGCCGUGUUCGAGAUGGGCGCCCGCCACCCCUUCGCCCAGGCCGUGGGCAGGAACAUCGCCAAUCCCACUGCCAUGCUGCUCUCGGCCGCCAACAUGCUGCGGCACCUCAACUUGGAAUUUCACUCCAAUUUGAUCGCGGACGCGGUGAAGAAGGUGAUCAAAGUCGGAAAAGUUCGGACACGGGACUUGGGCGGUUACUCCACCACUUCUGACUUCGUGAAGUCUGUGAUUGACAACCUGCACCCCCACUAUGGUGCCUAGGAACCCCGCUCGCCCCGGGGAGUUGGGGACUCCACUGCACCCUGCAGCAGCUUCCCGUAGCUUACAGCCCAGCAGCGCGGCCUGCCCCCUCCCUGCCUGCCACAGCUCGCCCUGGCCGAGGUUCCCUGGGGGGAGGAGGAGGAGGAGGAGGAGGGUGGCUCUCCUCCUGCCCAGCCCAGAGCCCAGUAACCACCCCCAGUCACCACCAGCGGGGAUUGCUGUGCGUCUCCCCUGUGCCUUCCGUGCGAGGAAGGGCAGUGCGGAUCUCGGGGCCUGCUGGGGCGACUCGGGGAUGCACGGGCAGCGCCCCAGGCUGGGCAGGCAGCUCCCAGGGACAGCGGGACCACGGUUACUGUAGGAGCUUUCUCCUGCCCGCAGAGGCUUUAGCAAUAAACGGGACCGCAGGGCUGAGGCCCCCGCAGCCAGGAACGCACAAGGGCAAGCUGCUCGCACAGAGCGAGGGUCCCCUUUCUGGCACAACGCUCUCUUUGCCCCCACCGAGAGUUUGUGGCUGGCUUCUGAGAGGCGGGGGGGCUGCCUGGGGAGCGCAGGGCUCCGAGCUGAGCCACCCCCAGGUCGGGCAGCGCCUCUCUCUGCAGCGAAUGCUCGCCCCUCAGCAGGCAAGGAGCCCAGGACUGUCCAAACUGCUGCACUCCUCCGCGGCAGCACCCCGAGCUCCUUGCCCAGCAGUGUGAGCCCCUGGAGCCUGUGUGGCUACCUGGCGGGGGCUGGGGACCAGCAGCGGUGUGGGGGCUAGGCUGCCAAAGUGCUUGGUGGGACCACGAAAGCGCUGCCCUGGCAAACGGCUGCUGUGGCCAGGGCCGGGCGCUGUGUGUGUGAGAGAGCGACUGGGACCUGUAUUUACUGCUGUGCUGUGUACUCGUGUUUGCAAAUAAAGGGUCCGACGCUUCGCUCCACCCCUGCCCGCACGGGUGCUGUUCCCCACCGGGCUCUGCCCCUGCCCUGCACCGCUCAGGGGUGGCCCAAGCCCUGGGGGAGCCGGGGCAGGUUGUGGGGCGGCUGCCAAGGGUGCUUGGCCAGGGCCAGAAGCCAGGCUGGCAGCCAGCACCGGGCCCUGCCUGCAGCAGCAGGAGCAGGGCUUCAGCCAGGGGAAGGGCCAGGGCUCAGCACCGGUCCCACACCACCGCUGCCAGCCCCUCACCGUCCCCUCCAGCCUGCUGGGGUAGGUGAGCCCAGGGAACAGCUCUGCCCAGGGAGGGGCUGCCAUGAAAUCCUCUGCUGCUUCAAUUCCUGAUUCAAAA
Gymnogyps californianus (California condor) is the source of this 2423-nucleotide messenger RNA. RefSeq names its product isocitrate dehydrogenase (NAD(+)) 3 non-catalytic subunit beta (gene IDH3B). Gene Ontology annotation, cellular component: mitochondrion. The coding region runs from base 1 to 1161 and encodes 386 amino acids. The record is from RefSeq and is a predicted model, not a curated record. NCBI's taxonomy places the organism in Eukaryota, Metazoa, Chordata, Aves, Accipitriformes, Cathartidae. Gene Ontology annotation, biological process: isocitrate metabolic process; tricarboxylic acid cycle. The transcript is spliced from 12 exons. Gene Ontology annotation, molecular function: NAD binding; oxidoreductase activity, acting on the CH-OH group of donors, NAD or NADP as acceptor; magnesium ion binding.